Messenger RNA from Dothidotthia symphoricarpi CBS 119687, 965 nucleotides. RefSeq lists its product as uncharacterized. The transcript has 3 exons. The record is from RefSeq and is a predicted model, not a curated record. NCBI's taxonomy places the organism in Eukaryota, Fungi, Ascomycota, Dothideomycetes, Pleosporales, Dothidotthiaceae. Gene Ontology annotation, biological process: endoplasmic reticulum to Golgi vesicle-mediated transport. Bases 351 to 965 code for a protein of 204 amino acids.
UCUUUUCCAAUGUGUAUUCGUCGCGAGGCAACAGUAUAGACGUUGCAGAUCACUUGAUUUGACCCACGCGUUGCCGCCUCCUUCCUUGCGACAACGUGUUCCGGACACGAGGCUCGCCGGCGUUUAGACACCCUAAGCUCCGACGUUUUUACGUCUCAUCUCAAUUCACGCCGCUGAGGUAUACACACUCGACAAGCGUCCUCGCAAUCACCGCCACAUACUACGUACCCCACAUCUCAUACCGCCCUCCACACACGCGCAUACCCCCCAAGAGUCCGGAACAGCCGGGGAGCCCAAACACCCACACCAGCGCAACCACAAGCCCCCCCAAAGCGCCAGCGCACGCAACAAUGUCAAGCCGCUUCGGCAGACAAGACGCGCGCGACGACCUCUUCAGCUCCUACAACCGCAGCGCCUCACCCUCGAAGUCGAAAAAAGCCAAGUCGCCAUACGGUGUGGGGGGCUAUGGAUUCGGGGGCAGCAAUGGGAGUGUGAAUACAGCGCAGGCGGACACGGGGUUUGGCGCGUAUCCCGGGAGUGGGCGGGGGAACGGGAAUGGGAACGGGAAUGGGAAUGGAUAUGGCAUGGGUUUGGGUGUGAAUGGCGGAGGAGGAGGAGGAUACGGAGACGACAACACGUUUCGUUCCGCUACGCCGAAUUCCCGCGGCCAGUAUAGUUCCGCGGUGCUGGAUGAGCUGGAGAGCCAGAAUGAUGAGCAGGUUGGCGUGUUGACUAGUAAGGUUAAGAUGCUUAAGGAUUUGACACAUCUCAUCGGCGACGAAAUCCGCGACUCGACCAGCCUCGCGGAGAAAAUGAACGAUCAGUUUGAGAACUCGAGGAAUAAACUAAAGGGCACGAUGAAUCGUAUGUUGAGGAUGGCGCAGAAGACGGGCGUGGGGUGGAGGGUUUGGUUGGGGUUUUUUGCGGCGGUUACGGUGCUGUUUUGGUGGGUGUGGUUGGGGUAG